UACCGGGGAGUGCUCGCACCGGAAUAGUCUGAACUGUGAGCAUUCAACAUGACUGAAAGCUCUACGAUCAUGCUGUUAAAUGGGGAGAAUUGUCUCCGGGCAGUAAACGGUAGAAAAACAGACAAGAACGGUUUCGUAAAAAACCAUUGCCUCUUUCAACAACAGCAGCAGAAGUAUCGCCGCCCGAAAGAGAAGGUUUGUCAGACUGCUGUACGCAAUGGAGGACUGUACAAAAAGCCAUUUGUUGAGUCGUUUGAGGAGACCCCCCUGCUUGUGGCUGUCCUCACAUACAUGGGUUAUGGGAUCCUCACCAUAUUUGGAUACCUCCGGGACUUCCUCAGGAACUGGAAGUUUGAGAAAUGUCAUGUUGCCACGGAGAGAGAGGAGCAAAAGGAUUUUGUGCCACUCUACCAGGAUUUUGAGAACUUUUACACGAGGAAUCUGUACAUGAGGAUCCGAGAUAAUUGGAACAGGCCCAUAUGCAGUGUGCCAGGGGCUAAAAUGGAUUUAGUGGAGCGUGCCACUCACGACUACAACUGGACCUUUGAACACACUGGGAAGGUUGUAAAGGAUGUCAUCAACAUGGGCUCUUAUAACUAUCUGGGUUUUGCUGAGAACACUGGCCUGUGUGCUGAUGCUGCUACUGAAUGCACUGUGAAGUACGGGGUGGCAGUGUGUAGUUCCAGACAUGAGAUGGGUAACUUCGACAUUCACGAGGAGCUUGAGCAGUUAGUGGCCAGAUUCCUUGGUGUCGAGUCUGCCAUGACGUUUGGGAUGGGCUUUGCCACAAACUCAAUGAAUAUUCCAGCUCUCGCAGGCAAAGGCUGUCUGAUUUUGAGUGACGAGCUGAACCACGCCUCUCUAGUGCUGGGAGCAAGGCUGUCAGGGUCCACCAUCCGUGUUUUCAAACACAACAAUAUGCAAAGUCUGGAGAAACUGCUGCGAGAUGCCAUUGUCCACGGCCAACCCAGAACCCACCGACCAUGGAAGAAGAUCCUCAUCUUGGUGGAGGGAAUCUACAGUAUGGAAGGCUCCAUUGUGCGUCUGCCUGAGGUCAUUGCUCUGAAGAAGAAGUACAAGGCUUACCUGUAUCUGGACGAAGCCCACAGUAUUGGCGCUCUGGGACCAGGUGGCAGGGGAGUGGUCGACUAUUUCGGUCUGGACCCCCGUGAUGUGGAUAUCAUGAUGGGGACGUUUACCAAGAGUUUUGGUGCUGCCGGCGGUUACAUCGGCGGAAAGAAAGAGUUGAUUGACUACCUACGCACACACUCUCACAGCACUGUUUACGCCACUUCGAUGUCGCCGCCAGUCGCCCAACAGAUCAUCACUUCCAUGAGGUGCAUUAUGGGGGAAGAUGGCACCACACUCGGUCAGGAACGGCUUCGCAAACUUUCGGAGAACACGACCUACUUCCGGAAGAGACUGCGGGACAUGGGAUUCAUCAUCUACGGGAACAACGACUCUCCCGUCGUUCCUCUGAUGCUUUACAUGCCCGCCAAGAUUGGGGCCUUUGGGAGAGAGAUGCUGAAGAGGAACAUUGGCACGGUGGUGGUCGGAUUCCCCGCCACACCCAUUAUUGAGUCCAGAGCACGCUUCUGUGUGUCGGCCGCUCACACCAGAGAGAUGCUGGACACGGCACUAAAUGCCAUCAGUGAAGUUGGGGAUCUGCUUCAGUUGAAGUACUCCCGUCACAGAAUUCCGACCUCAUAGGAAACCUCGCCCUACCCGUAGAGCCAAGACUGACCGUGUCACCAGAACGAGUAUGUGCACUGACUGAUAACGCCUGGCGUCCCCUUGGAGACCACUCGACAUCCCUGCCCAUUCGCUUUCUCUGCAGCCCGACCAUAUCCGCGACCACGGUUGGACUGCUCAUUGCAACGUCCACUUUGUUUUUAUUCUU
This is a messenger RNA of Chanos chanos (milkfish), 1900 nucleotides long. RefSeq names its product serine palmitoyltransferase, long chain base subunit 2b (gene sptlc2b). Gene Ontology annotation, cellular component: serine palmitoyltransferase complex. Gene Ontology annotation, molecular function: pyridoxal phosphate binding; serine C-palmitoyltransferase activity. The transcript has 12 exons. NCBI's taxonomy places the organism in Eukaryota, Metazoa, Chordata, Actinopteri, Gonorynchiformes, Chanidae. Gene Ontology annotation, biological process: sphingosine biosynthetic process; ceramide biosynthetic process. The record is from RefSeq and is a predicted model, not a curated record. Bases 49 to 1710 code for a protein of 553 amino acids.